GACGAUCUAACGUCUCCGGCUCUUGAACCACCCGCCAUUGGACCCCUUUUGUCCUCCAUCUAGCGACUUUGAUCAGUCACUCUCUCCCCUUCUCGUCUUUUCUUCUUUCCAAGGGUUUUCAAGAUGUCCGCCCCGGCGUCCCGUGCCGUCCUCCGGCAAUCGCAGUUCCUGGCUCGCAGGACCGCAGUCAGACACGCCUCUUCCACCUCGGAAGCCGCUUCCAAGGCUGGCGAGGCUGCUUCUUCCACUGCCUCCAAGGCCGCUGAGGGCCUCUCUCGUGUUCAAUCCUCGGCUGGUCCCGCCAUCUCCAACGCUGCUCAGGGUCUCGGUAACGCCCUGAAGAAGGUUGGUGGAAGAACCGGAAAGGUCAUCUCUUUCGUCGAGAGCAUGAUCCCUCCCACCGUCUACUACAGCAAAGUCGGUCUCGAGCUCGCCAAGCUGGUCUUCCGUGGACAGAACAUGACCCCUCCUAAUGUCGCCACUUUCCAGGCCUACCUCGAGCCCUUGAUCCGCAACCCCACGAACUCCGCUUUCGCCCCCUCGAACAUCAUUGCCCGGAUCCGCAACGCCAACAAGAAGGAGCUCGCCUUCGCCGGUGUCACUGCCGCGGAGGUGAUCGGUUUCUUCACCGUCGGUGAGAUGAUCGGUCGGAUGAACAUCAUCGGCUACCGGGGAGAGCCUGAGCACGCCGGACACCAUUAGAUAAAUACCACGCAGUUGUGCCUUAGCCUGUCUUCCUUCCCUUUUACACAAACAUCCCCC
Aspergillus aculeatus ATCC 16872 is the source of this 762-nucleotide messenger RNA. RefSeq names its product F1F0 ATP synthase subunit g. Lineage: Eukaryota; Fungi; Ascomycota; Eurotiomycetes; Eurotiales; Aspergillaceae. Gene Ontology annotation, biological process: proton motive force-driven ATP synthesis. The coding region runs from base 124 to 702 and encodes 192 amino acids. Gene Ontology annotation, molecular function: proton transmembrane transporter activity. The record is from RefSeq and is a predicted model, not a curated record. The transcript is spliced from 3 exons.